This is a messenger RNA of Ziziphus jujuba (common jujube), 3768 nucleotides long. Its product is annotated as probable RNA-dependent RNA polymerase 1. The record is from RefSeq and is a predicted model, not a curated record. Lineage: Eukaryota; Viridiplantae; Streptophyta; Magnoliopsida; Rosales; Rhamnaceae. The transcript has 5 exons. Gene Ontology annotation, biological process: siRNA processing. Bases 231 to 3632 code for a protein of 1133 amino acids. Gene Ontology annotation, molecular function: RNA-directed RNA polymerase activity; RNA binding. Gene Ontology annotation, cellular component: nuclear RNA-directed RNA polymerase complex.
UUUUUUUUAAAUUUUUUUUUUUUAAAUUCUGUAAACAAAUGGCGAUUUCAGUGAAGAUUUGACCAUAAAGGUUGACGAAAAAGAGACUCAUUCUCUUUGUUCUUUUGCCUUGUUCAUGUUCUUGGGCUUUUGCUUAGUGAGCAAGGUUUUUUUUGGUCACUCUUGGGUGUGAACAUUCACUCUCUUUUUGUGUGAAGCAGCAAAACUGCUGCGAAAUUCGCUUUGUUCGUAUGGCUAAGACUGUACAGUUGUCUGGAUUCCCUGGUAGUGUAUCUGCAGAUACUGUUAAGGAAUUUUUGGAGCGAUAUACAGGGGAAGGAACUGUUUAUGCUAUUAAGGUCCGCCAACACAGGAAUCAGGCUUCAAAAUCUUAUGCUACUGUUCAAUUCACUUCGGCCAAAGAUGUUGAAUCUAUUAUUUUCUUGCCAAGACAACGCCUAAGGUAUGGAUGGUUCUAUAUCAAGGCUCGAGUAAUGGAAGUUGAUAUCGUACCAAAGCCAAGAACCAUUUUGCAUAGGUUGCAAAACAUUACACUGUAUUUUGGCUGUCAGGUCUCAAGGGAAAAGUUUUCUGUUCUGUGGAAAGAGGUGAAUGUUUCUGUAGAGUUUGGGAAUGGACUACGGCAACUACAUUUUUAUUUCAAACACCAGCACAUUGAAUAUAAGCUUCAGCUUUCCUAUGAGAACUUAUGGCAGAUUCAACUACAGCGUCCUCGUCGUGAAGCUGUUAAAUAUCUUUUGAUUCAGUUGCUUGGUGCCCCCCGAAUUUAUAAGAAGGAUGUAUGCUCUUCCAGCAACGUUUAUGAAGGCCCUUUCUCUAACUUUUUCAAGGAUACCCUUGAUGAUCAAUGGGUUCGGGCAAUCGAUUUCACUCCAUCAUGCUGUAUUGGUCAGUCUUCAUCGCUAUGUUUGGAGCUUCCUAGUGGUCCCCAACUUCCAAAUUUUCGCGAAAACUUUGCUUAUUACAAAGAGAAUGGAGGGAGAUUUAGCUUAGAGCCUGGUUCCUCCUUUUCUUGCAGCCUGGAUCUAGUUCCCAUUGUUGGUCCUCCUUUAGGUGUUGAUUUACCAUAUGGUAUCUUAUUUAAAAUUAACUCACUGCUCCAGCACGGGUGUCUUACAGGGCCAACACUGGAUGUUGAUUUUUAUAGGAUGGUUGAUCCACGUAGAAAUAAUAUUGCAUGUAUAGAAGAUGCCCUGGAUAAACUAUAUAAUUUGAAAGAAUGCUGCUAUGAACCUUCAACCUGGCUUAAUGAGCAAUACAGAAAGAACAAGACAUCAAAAAGAAAUCCAAAAUCAUCAGCAAUGUCCUUGGAUGAUGGGUUGGUAUAUGUGCGCAGGGUCCAAAUAACUCCAUGUAAAGUCUAUUUUUAUGGUCCAGAGAAAAAUAUCUCAAAUCGUGUGUUACGCAAUUAUCCCAAUGAUAUUGAGAACUUUCUUCGUGUUUCAUUUGUUGAUGAGGAGCUUGAUAAAAUGUACUCAACAGAUUUAUCUCCAUGUAACUCUACUGCAAAUGAGGAUAGAAAAACUGAACUCUAUGGCAGGAUUCUUUCUAUUCUUAGAAAUGGAAUUGUAAUUGGUGAGAAGAAAUUUGAAUUUCUUGCAUUUUCGUCAAGUCAAUUACGGGAAAAUUCUACAUGGAUGUUUGCUCCUAGCAAUGGAAUUACUGCCGUUGACAUAAGAGCAUGGAUGGGAGAUUUUCGCCAGAUAAGAAAUGUAGCAAAAUAUGCAGCUAGACUGGGUCAAUCCUUUGGUUCUUCGACAGAAACUCUUAGUGUUGGUAGGCAUGAAAUUGAAAAAAUUCCUGAUAUAGAGGUUGAGUAUGAUGGAGUGAAAUAUGCUUUCUCUGAUGGGAUUGGAAAAAUAUCUUCCCAAUUUGCUAGGAAAGUGGCCUUAAAAUGUGGCUGUCAUGGGGUCACACCAUCUGCCUUUCAGAUUCGAUAUGGUGGGUACAAAGGUGUUGUGGCUGUUGAUCCAACCUCAUCAUUCAAAUUAUCGCUGAGGACGAGUAUGUGCAAGUAUGAAUCAGAUAAUAUAAAGCUCGAUGUUUUAGCAUGGAGUAAAUUUCGGUCUUGUUUUCUGAAUCGCCAGUUGAUUAAUCUUUUGUCUACCCUUGGAGUGGAGGAUCAAGCUUUCCAGAAAAAGCAAAGGCAAGUGGUACAGCAGCUUGAUGCCAUUCUGAUUGAUCCAUUACGAGCACAGGAUGCUCUGGACUUGAUGCCUCCUGGAGAGAAUACCAACAUCCUAAAGGAGUUGCUUCUAUGCGGUUAUAAGCCUGAUGCUGAGCCAUACCUUUCAAUGAUGCUGCAAACAUUUCGAGCAUCAAAGUUGCUGGAAUUACGGAUGAAGACAAGGAUAUAUAUCCCAAAUGGACGAGCACUGAUGGGAUGUUUAGAUGAAACUGGAACCUUGGAAUAUGGGCAGGUGUUUGUGCAAUUUUCUGCCUCUAGAUAUAAGCAAUUCUUUCAAGAUUCCUCCAUGCUAGGAAGCAGUUGGAAACAGCAGCCUUCUAUUGUUAAGGGAAGGGUAGUUGUUGCAAAAAACCCAUGCUUACAUCCUGGUGAUGUGCGUGUUUUGAAGGCUGUGGAUGUGCCAGCUUUGCACCAUAUGGUGGAUUGUGUAGUAUUUCCCCAGAAAGGACCAAGACCUCAUCCAAAUGAAUGUUCUGGAAGUGAUCUUGAUGGAGAUAUCUACUUUGUUUGCUGGGACUCUGAAUUAAUUCCUCCCACACAAAUCCGACCUAUGGAUUACACCCCAGCUCCAAGUCUGCUCUUAGAUCAUGAUGUCACAAUGGAGGAGGUCCAGGAAUAUUUUGCCAACUACAUUGUCAAUGAUAGCUUGGGAAUUAUUGCCAAUGCUCACACUGUUUUUGCAGAUAAGGAGUACCAAAAAGCCAAGAGCAGCCCUUGUAUAGAGCUUGCCAGAUUGUUUUCAAUAGCUGUUGAUUUUCCAAAAACUGGCAUACCGGCUAUAAUACCACAUCAUCUACAUGUCAAAGAAUAUCCAGAUUUUAUGGAAAAGCUGGAUAAACCUACCUACGAAUCUCAAAAUGUGAUUGGAAAGCUUUACCGUGAGGUGAAGGACAUUGCGCCGCAUACUAGCUCUAUUAAAUCCUUCACUUAUAAAGUUGCAACAGAUUCUUAUGACCAUGACAUGGAAGUUGAUGGUUUCGAGGAUUAUAUCGAUGAUGCUUUCUAUUACAAAGGCAAUUAUGACUACAAGUUGGGAAAUCUGUUAGACUAUUAUGGGAUCAAAACAGAGGCUGAAAUAAUUAGUGGGAAUAUCAUGAGAAUGAAAAAACCUUUUUCAAAGAGACGGGAUUUGGAAGCAAUUAACAUGGCUGUGAGAGGUUUGAGGAAGGAAGCUAGGAACCGGUUCAAUGAGAAGAGAAGUGGUACUGAUUAUGGAGCCGAUGAUGUAUAUGCAAAAGCUUCUGCUUGGUACCAUGUCACGUAUCAUCCUAGUUAUUGGGGUAGUUAUAAUGAGGGCAGGAAUCGUGAACAUUAUCUCAGCUUCGCAUGGUGUGUUUAUGAUAAACUGGUCCGUAUCAAGAGGGACAAGGCAAAUAUAAGAAGACGCCGUCGACAAGGAUCUUUCCUGGAAGACCAUUUCCGUUAUGGUUUGCAUUUGAGGUGAUAAAAAUUAGCUUAAAUAAAUAGUCUUUUGAGCAUGUAAAUUUCUGUUUAGACUCAUCUGGUGUUUAAUGGAAUGGCAGAAUUUGACUAUGAAUGUUCAACCAUAUUAUAUUUUGUAAAUUAAAUUCCUUUUCUUA